CAAUGGAGGACUGCCCCCAGAGAAAACACCAGACUAACUUAUCACAGUCUUAUCGGCGCUUGCAGUGUCUUGAGCUUCUUUUUCUCAACCUGGCAGUCAGUCACUAAGGCUUGAUUGAUUUCAGGGCGAAUGUGAACUUUUCAAGACCCACAAUCCAGACGGAAAACAUUAAUUCGCUCGAUCUGCAGUAACACUCGCGCAAAGUUUCCGCGGCCUCAGUGGUUGUAACACCGUCUCUCACCGGCGCAAAUGCCUAGAAAGUCGCCAGAUUCUAGGAGGGGGAAAACUCACCUCUUCUCCUGCAAGUGAGAAUCGAGCAGGACGGCGCUACAGGACGAAAGAGGAUAUAUUGGGAAAGAUACCAGGGGAAAACCUUGACAAAAUAAAAGGGCAUACAAUUAUGCCCCCUUCACAACCAUCAGACGAGCCCCAGUGGCCCCCACGAUCACCCCAUGAAGUCCUGUUGAGUACUCCAGGCGGCCGUGAGAAACUUCGACGACUUGCCGAGCGCACCUCUCCCUCCCCUUCCCCAGCCAGAGGAAGAAUGUCUAGAACGGGGUCCUCAGGCCUACCUUUGAGGUCAACAAACUCAGAUGUUAUGGCAGGAAUGAUCUUGGACGGCGAUGACGACGAGGAUGAGGAUGAGGAGAUUCUCCAACUCAAGCUACAGGAAAUCCAAGCCAAGCUCAAACUGAAAAAGCUCCAGAGCGCGCGGGCAGCAAAUGGCGCCCCUUCCUCAAGGCCUGAUUCAGGCGCAGAUAGUAAUGCGCGACGACCGCAAGCCAGGACAGCAGCCGCUGCAGCUGCAGCACGUGCAGCCAAGGUUGAAGAUGCACGCCCGCGAAGCGUCGAGGUACCAGCUUCGCCGGUCAAGAAAGCCAUCGCGCCUCCAAAAUCACCCAUGAAGGUACAGCUCGGUAUAGACAAGGGGCUGAGGGCCAAGGACGUGUCGUUGAGGCGAUCUUCCUCUACCCUGCAACAACGGAUGCAGGACGCCAGUGAGCGCUCGAGGUCUUUAAACGAUGGCGCCGAGGCACCGGUACGGCCGUUGAGCUUCAGCGAGCGCCUCGCUCUGAAGAGGAACGAAGAGGCGGCGCAAGUUGAGAAGCAGAAGAGGAUACAACAGAUCAGAAGCAGCGCAUUCGCGGUGGAUAGGGAGGAAAUAGAAAGAUACAAGGCGGUGGCGCAGGACCUUCCGGACCUGGCAGACGAACCACAGGUCUACAGCCGCGCAGAGAUUGUGGGGUCAGGCAAGCUUCAGAAAGACGGUGGAUACUUAAGAAGAAGUAGUACCGCACCCAGUAUCAGGGGUGGCCAGGCAGGCUCAGGGACGGGUAGUGAUAGCGGCCAGGCCAAAGACGCGACGACAACGACAGCGAAAUCUCGAGGCAAGGACGAGGCGUCUUUCGAAUCAUACUCGGGUUUCCAUCUCAAGAAAAGGAUAUUACCUCACGAGAUUGUUACGCGGUCCAUCACCGGCAAGCAGGUCUACAAACUGAAGGAUCUCUUGCGCAAAGUCAAAGCACCCACGUGGGAACUACCGGAUGACGAAUGCGACGUUGUGGCCUUUGCCAUUUUGGCCGCCAAGUCGGAACCAAGAUCGCACAAAGCACGAACUGACAGUGAAGGGAACACGGUAAAUCAAGGCAACAGGGGAAUGUACAUGGUAAUGACUCUGGUGGAUCUCCAAUACGAAGUCGAAUUAUUCCUCUUUAACAGCGGGUUCGACAGGUUUUGGAAGCUGACGCCAGGCACCGUCUUGGCGAUUCUCAACCCGGUCAUCAUGAAGCCCCCAAAGGGUCGCGAAGCGACAGGAAAGUUUUCGCUCAUCAUCAACUCGGACGAAGACACGAUACUCGAGAUCGGCACUGCGCGCGACCUGGGGUUCUGCCAGGCCACAAAAAAGGACGGCAAAGCGUGCCCUUCUUGGAUCAACAGCAAGCGCACCGAGUUCUGCGAGUUUCAUUCCAACGAGGCCAUCAGCAAGGCGCGGGCGGGACGCAUGGAGCUCAAUGGGGCCGGCUUUGGCGGCGGCGGCGGCAACGGUAAGAAGUCCAAGAAGGAAUGGGAGCCCUUUUCCGACCCGUGGAAGUAUAAAAAUUCUAGGCCGGUCAGCAUCGAUCACCGCACCGAGGAGCAAAAACUCGCCGAUGCCAAAAGGGGCUCAUACGACAGGGAUACACAAUCGCGAGUCUUUGUGAGCCGCUCGGCCAGCUCUGCCUCCGUAAUAGAACGUGAAGGCGAGUAUCUCGAGAGUCUUCAGCGCAAGGAGGCGCUCAAGCGAAAACUAUUGCAGGACGAACACGAGAAAACCGUUGCCAAGAAACUGGGAAACUUGGGGGCCGGUGCCGGAAGGGAAUAUAUGCAGCGGCGAGCCGGACACAAGACCAACGACCAGCCCCACGCUUUAGCGUCUAACUUUUCCUUGGAGCAACAACAGCCGUCAACCAGCGCCGCGGCUCUGGAUCUUCUCAACCGUGCCAAGAACCCGCCCAAGAUCGAUCUUGGCCCGGUCAAGCGCAAGAGGCCAGACUCGGCCACGUCCAACUCGACGGCGGGCGGUAGUAGCAGUCUCGGCUGGGGAUCCGGUCUGAGGGACAGACUGAGCAGGAUGAAGGGGCAGGCGACCCUCUCGUUCGACCAACCACAAAAGACAGACAACGCGGCCGCGGCCAACGCAAACUCAUCUUCCGGGUCCAUCGCCAGCAGCAAAGCAGACCGAUCGCCGGUCCGCAAGAAGACGCGCUUCGUGACGGAGAAGGGCAUACGUGAGGCGGGCCGCGAGAGCCUGGGGACGGAACUACUCCCAUCGGCUGCGGCAGCAGCAGCAGAUGACGCACUGGAGCCUAGGCGAGGGAAGCCGCGGCGUGUGGUUGUACAGGACGAUGACGAUGACGAUGAUCUUGUCAUUGUGUAAUAUUUUCUUUGUUUUCAGCAUUGCGAUAUCGAAUCGAAAGCUCCUGGGACUGGUACAAAUGGCGCUCGGUGAAGGGGGGUUUCUCUAUGUAUGUGCAUUCGGAAUUUGGAUUUGACUUGGCGACAAACGCUAUACCGAGCCAGCUUCAAUAUCCAUCAGCGUAGUAGAACUGAAAGGUGGCUUCUACAUAAAUGGGAAUUUGGAUGUUCCUGAGUAUCUAAGCCUGUCAGCAGCUUCAACAGUGUCUACGUUGGUUUCGCUGUAUCUUGCCUAUUCAAGGGAGGAUGUGCGAACUUGGGCCGUGCACAUAGACAAGUCGCUUGGGUAACCAAGACAGUAUGAGGUCAGUCAUGUUGACGAAAAAAGUGGAUUCAGAAUUAUGUUGCUUAGAACUAGAUUGUCUAAAACUGGUAUGCGUUACGAACCGCCC
Molecule: messenger RNA, 3347 nt
Organism: Pyricularia oryzae 70-15
Lineage: Eukaryota; Fungi; Ascomycota; Sordariomycetes; Magnaporthales; Pyriculariaceae
Product: DNA replication licensing factor mcm10
Exons: 2
Coding region: 401-2917 (838 amino acids)
Biological process (GO): DNA replication; DNA replication initiation
Cellular component (GO): nucleus; replication fork protection complex
Molecular function (GO): single-stranded DNA binding; DNA replication origin binding
Source: RefSeq, a predicted model, not a curated record